Molecule: messenger RNA, 591 nt
Organism: Guyanagaster necrorhizus
Lineage: Eukaryota; Fungi; Basidiomycota; Agaricomycetes; Agaricales; Physalacriaceae
Exons: 7
Coding region: 1-591 (196 amino acids)
Source: RefSeq, a predicted model, not a curated record
AUGGAGAAGGAGAAGAUGGGACAUCGCCCCCGAGAUUUUCCUUUUUCCUCAUAUAUCAAUCCUACACGUUCUAUUGGCUACUGUGUAUCCCAUUUAGAUCCAGGUACGCACUUUUCUUCAACGUCCGCUUUACUUUUCUCCCUUCUUCCUUUCGUGUCUACUGCAUCCGUUGGAUCGUGCCCUGAACUAAUCGUUGUCUCAUGGUAUAGUGCCGGAACGACGAUGGACGUUGAUGGAGCCAUUAUCGUAUGGCUCCGAGUUAAGGAUACGGAACAUCUCGAAUUUGCACCUUCUGGCUCCAGGGAUAUAGCCGAGGAUACUAAAAAGAUCGAGGGGACAAUUCCACUAUAUUCCCUAAGAUACAGCCGAUCCCCCGACAUGAAGCUGAACGCACGUCAACGUCGUCGCCUAUCAAAAGGGUGCUAUUCACAAAAGACAGUCCCGAGCAUGUUAUUUUUCGAUGUCAAACUUCAAGUUCUUACCGGUGUCCAGUGUCCGGAUCUUGAGAGAAGGCGCAAAUAUCGCGGAGAGCGAAGGACAUGGCUCAAGUAUCCAUUUUUACGGGAACUGGUACAAGUUGAAAGGAAAUAA